Bactrocera oleae (olive fruit fly) is the source of this 1264-nucleotide messenger RNA. The record is from RefSeq and is a predicted model, not a curated record. NCBI's taxonomy places the organism in Eukaryota, Metazoa, Arthropoda, Insecta, Diptera, Tephritidae.
UCUGAUACUGAUAAUGUCAGUAUCAUGCGAGUAUCGAGAAAAGCUAAAUCGUAGCAAAACUGGUUUUUAUCAAAGCGCGCAUUGCCACCGCAAAUUAAAUGGAAAUGGUAUUUAUGUGUUAGAAAAUAAAAUAUUUACGACUAAUAAUGAUGAAUGCACUUAUGAUGCUAUAUAAAAUUUCGUAUUUAUUGCCUGCCUAUUCAGUUGUUGAAAGCACAUUCGCAACGAAGGAAGCACCUGAUAUUAACAGAGAUUAUAGCAACAAUGGUGGAAUUCUGGGGCAUUUUUGUGGUAUUUUCCGCCUGCGCAGCAAUCCAGCUGACAGAGUCGCGAAUUCAGCAUGCUUAUCGUCCCACCAGCCUCAGCGCCUCCGAUGAGUUAUCGGACAUUUCAAAUAGUAUAAGCGACUCCUCGAAGGAUGAUAGUGCUUCCAGCUCACUUUUGCAACGAAAUAUGUUUGUGGACACUUCGGUUACUUCUUCAGAUUCAGCGCAGGAGACACAACGCGUAGAACAUUCAACAGUAGCCGAAUCAACCGAAUCAAGCGUAGAGAGCACAACCCCGAGUACAACUACACCGAAGAUACGUUUGAGCUUAAGUGAAAGGCGUGAAGAAUUAUCUGUAUUUACCGACAAUCUCAUGACUGAGUAUUCGAAACAUUACGUGGGUAAAACACGUGACGUCAUCAAAAAAAUUAUUGUUGAACUUGAAACCUCAACCGAAAAGAGUGACAAUCUUGAAGAGAGACUAAUUGAAAUAAAGGCUAUUCUAAAAGAACUGGAUGCUUUUGACAUAGAAUCCGAUGACUUGGAUGAUGCCUCAGAUAUUGUUCAUGAACUGAAUGAUGUGCUUGAUGAGCCUGUGAAUGAGCCACCAGAAAUGGUCGCAGCACUCAGAAAAGUUGGUUGGCUGGAUAUGCGCUACAAGCUGCACGAUGAAACAGUUGCAAUUCUCGACAAAUUUGGCAAAGCAUUCAAUCAGUUUGUGGCUACGCUAUCGCCGUGGGAGCGACUGACAGAGGCCGGAUUAGUCGAGCUAAACAAACGGUUUAACAAAGACAAAACUGUUGACCAAUGGGAUUUGUUCGAUGAGUUUUGGACAUAUUUCGAGUAAUAAACAACUAUAAAUAAUAGACGCUUAUAUAGGUAGAUCUCUCGUGUGCUAUAUUUAGAAUAAAUAUAAUAUGCCGACUUACGACUGUAGAAUUUCUAAUUCAAUUUUUCAUAAUUAUCAUUUCAAUAAACAUCUUUGAACUUUAACUUUG